CUUGUUGCUGCCAACCAUGCCCAUCAGACCUUUUCCACUUGCGCUCGGCGUGGGGAACGACAUUGCGCAUGUACAGCGUUUCAAGGAUGUUGUCGCGAAGCAUAGGCAUGACCCUGAGCUGGCGACCCGCCGAUUCCAUCGCUUCGUCCGACGGCUGUUCACUUGGCGAGAAUUGGAGGACUUUUAUCGGCAUCCCGCUUACCGGGGCGGUGUUGGUCGGAACAAUGGCGCGGUAGUUGACGAUAACAUCUGGCGUCACCUGGCUGGAAGAUGGGCGGCGAAGGAGGCAGUCAUCAAAGCCGUGCACUGGCGAAGGCUGACGUUCAAACAUAUCAUGGUCUUGAGGAGUCACCGGUCCACUAAGGAUGCGACCGGCCCAUUGUACGCGCUAAUACUGGACAAGCCGGCCGCUUCAUGGGACUCUAUGUCCAUCUCGAGGUGGGCCCGUCAUUCUGGUGAGGAUCUGCGGGACUCUGAGGAAGGGGCGGAUCAUGAUAGCGAUGCAUGGCAGUUACCACUGAGCGAGGCCGCUCACGACACUGAUCCUGCGCGAGCGAACUCUGAGCGAGAUGUCGACGACAACUCUAUCCCAGCUGGAUUGCAGACGGACGAGCAUUUGACUGGUCAGAUUGCGAAGAUCAGUAUCAGUCAUGAUGGUGGCUUUGCGUCUGCCGUUUGCAUAGCCGCUGAGGAGCCGAGAGAAGGUGACGUGGGCGGCGAGGCGGCGGCACGAGAACCAUGA
Molecule: messenger RNA, 742 nt
Organism: Baudoinia panamericana UAMH 10762
Lineage: Eukaryota; Fungi; Ascomycota; Dothideomycetes; Mycosphaerellales; Teratosphaeriaceae
Exons: 2
Coding region: 17-742 (241 amino acids)
Molecular function (GO): magnesium ion binding; holo-[acyl-carrier-protein] synthase activity
Source: RefSeq, a predicted model, not a curated record